Molecule: messenger RNA, 855 nt
Organism: Asterias rubens (European starfish)
Lineage: Eukaryota; Metazoa; Echinodermata; Asteroidea; Forcipulatida; Asteriidae
Product: microsomal glutathione S-transferase 3-like
Exons: 5
Coding region: 84-509 (141 amino acids)
Cellular component (GO): nuclear envelope; membrane; endoplasmic reticulum
Molecular function (GO): glutathione peroxidase activity; glutathione transferase activity
Source: RefSeq, a predicted model, not a curated record
GGAACCAAAGCAGAUCAAAGACCCACACCGCGUCUCAAUUGACAAGUUCUUGUUUAACAAUCAACUAUUGUCUUAACUAAAAUAUGGCAGCAAUAACUGAAAUUUUGCCCCAAGAGUACGGGUAUGUUGUACUCGCAGUGCUGUUCAGUUGGGUUGUCGUCAAUUGGAUGGGCUUCAAAGUCGGCGGUGCUCGCAAGAAGUACAGCGUGAAGUAUCCGGACAUGUACAGUGAUAAGGAUCCAAUCUUUAACUGCAUCCAAAGAGCUCAUCAAAAUACAUUGGAAGUUUUGCAGUUCUUCCUUGUCUUAUUGCUCCUUGGUGGUCUUCAACAUCCACGUAUCUCGGCCAUUUGUGGAGUUGUUUGGGUCGUCAGUCGCAUCUCGUAUGCACUGGGUUACUACACUGGAGAUCCAGCAAAGCGUUUGAAUGGAGCCUAUGGGUAUUUUGCACUCUUCACUCUGAUUGGCUGCAACAUUUCCUUAGCUCUACACCUCCUCAACGUUGUGUAGAUCUUAAAGACCUUUCCCAGGAAGCCAAAUAAUCAUCACACCUACUGGGCUAGCCAACAGAUUAAUUUGUUUUUUCGACUAGUUAAACCCACCUAAUUCCUGAUCAUUCAAGAUCAUCCACUAUGGUUUUGAAUGAAAGAUAAACUAUGCUUGCCUCCUAUUUGGCAGCAGUAUGGUAAAUGCAUCUCAACAAAACACACCAAGUGCUACCAUUCAUAAACCGUGCGGUUCAACGUUUUUUAUAAACUGGUGGUCACUGGAAAUGGCAUAAAGAGUAGGAGGGUUAAUCAGUUGUAUUCAGUGCCCAAUUUCAUCACUAUACAUUGUUCUGCUAAGCAGAAAUAAG